ACUCUUCAAACCAUUCCCAUCAAUCAAACUUGCCUCUGCAAACUUACCCACAAAAACAAUCCUUCUCCUCUCUCAAAUCACACUCUGAUCAGCCACCAUGGCGAAAACCUUGUACCAAUGCUCCAUUCUCCUCACACUCCUCGCCUUCCACUCAAUCCUGCUCACCACAGAAUGCAGGCAGCUCCGGUCCAUUACAAACCCACCUCCGGCCGCCAUACUUUCCGAUCACGACGAAGGAUCGAAGGAAGACUUCCGCCCCACUGCUCCCGGCGUCAGCCCCGGCGUCGGACACCCCAAUUUGAAUGACAGCUCGCCCAGCACCGGAGCAAACGAACAGAGCACCAAAUCCGAGGACGCCGAAACCGGAACUAGCAAUGCACCGGGUGAAUCGGACAAUUCGGGCGGGAAGGACGAUUUCCGACCGACGGCGCCAGGGUUCAGCCCCGGGGUCGGCCAUUCGGUCGGGUUGCAGAACAGAGGAGGCGAUGAAAAAACAGGGGAGGUGAUUAUGGCGGCAGAGAGCUACAACAGCGACGAUUUCAGGCCGACCGCUCCUGGGUUCAGCCCGGGAGUCGGGCACGCCGUGCUGACCGACGACAGCGUCGACGCUUUCCGGCCUACGAAGCCCGGGCAGAGCCCCGGAGUCGGCCAUGCGUCGGAGCUCGAAAACAGGGGUGUGAAAAACAGAGGAUACUCUGUUUCGGGAGAAACAGAGGAUUUUAAACCCACGCAGCCUGGACACAGCCCCGGAGUUGGACAUGCCGCCGUGUUUACGAGCAGCAAAAGGAAUGGCAGGAAACGAGAACCGACUCAACCUGGACACAGUCCUGGAGUCGGGCAUGUCGCCGCCAUGAAUGAUGAUGGAGAAAGUAGUACUACUGCUCCUCCUUCGCAGAAGAACGAUUUCAGGCCUACUCAGCCUGGACACAGCCCUGGGAUCGGGCACAAGAACUAGGGGAAAGAAGUAUAUGAUCAUAGAAAAUUAGACAUUGAUGAUCAAACUAUGCACAUUUGGAUGAUUAUUAGUUAUUAUUGAUUAUUGAUUCUCUAUUGUAGUAUGGUAGUGUUUGAGGUAAAAAGGUGGGAGAGAUAUAGCUAAUCCCUAAUUAGUCUGAUGCAUAUUAUAUGUAUGUGUAUUAAAUUUUUAGUGUUCAU
Messenger RNA from Linum trigynum, 1155 nucleotides. NCBI's taxonomy places the organism in Eukaryota, Viridiplantae, Streptophyta, Magnoliopsida, Malpighiales, Linaceae. The record is from the annotation of a GenBank genome assembly.